UCCGUACUCAAGUGAGGCGGUUGCUUUGUUUAGUCCUGUGACAGACUGGAUGUGUCUUCUCAGGCUAUACUGUUUGUUAGGUCUGUCACUGCUGCAUUCAUUCCCUUAAGGCAUUCUCCAUGGAUAGGCUGGUCCUACUCUGCUGCUGUUUCUGCUCAUAUGUGCAAUGGCUUCACGGUCAUCCACAAGAACAAGGCUCUCUCCGAUUUGUUGGCCUCGGAGACUGGGGAGGACUUCCCUUCCCCCCAUACCGUACUUUUCACCAGUCAGAGGUGGCUGGGGAAAUGGCCAGAGUGGCCGGCAAUACGGGCCUGGACUUUGUCCUCGGCCUGGGUGACAACUUUUAUUUCACUGGAGUCAAGGACGUGGAUGAUCCCCGCUUCAAGGUAACCUUUGAGAAAGUGUUCUCUCAUCCAGACAUUCUGCGCGUGCCUUGGUACGUGGUGGCAGGGAACCAUGAUCACCGGGGAAACGUGACGGCCCAAAUUGCUUACUCUGCCCGCUCAGAGAGAUGGCACUUCCCUGAGCUGUACUACCAGCUGAACUUUAAGGUCCCCAACUCAAAUGUCUCCAUGACGAUACUAAUGAUUGACACGGUGAUACUAUGCGGGAACACCUAUGACAAGGAUCACCCGUUUGGACCUGAGGAUCCAGAGGCCUCCGAAGAACAGUUUGAGUGGAUUGAGAACCGUCUGAAGAGCACCAAGUCAGAGUAUGUGGUGGUGGCUGGCCACUACCCGGUCUGGUCAAUUGGUCACCACGGUCCCACCCAGUGCCUGCUGGACCAUCUGAGGCCUCUGCUGAAGAAAUACAAUGUCACAGUCUACCUGUGUGGACAUGACCAUGACAUACAGUUUAUCCAAGAGACUGAUGGGAGUGCAUAUGUGGUCAGUGGGAGUGGAGCAAUCACGUCCAACUCUGUUCACCACCAGGGGAGCUUUCCGUCCUCCUGGCAGCUUUUCUCCAACGCCAUCAACGGCACUUCAAGCGGAUUCGCCUACUUUGAGGUGACGGCUGACUGCAUGACCAUAAGCUACAUUCAGACAGACGGGAAGUGUGUGUAUCAGACGGCCCUUCCAAAGCGACGGACACUGUGAUCAGGGAGUAGUGACCUCCCUUGAAGAAAUCCAUCAGAUUUUAUCGUCACUGAGAACUACAGCUGGGGGUUUCAGUCAUUUCAACUUUAUAAGAAUUAUUUUAUCAUUUGUUGCUGUGUACUGGACUAUAAUGAUAUAGUUUACAUAAUAUAUACCAUGACUGAUUUUGA
Sardina pilchardus (European sardine) is the source of this 1267-nucleotide messenger RNA. It is a transcript of the gene acp5b, whose product is annotated as acid phosphatase 5b, tartrate resistant. Bases 120 to 1097 code for a protein of 325 amino acids. Lineage: Eukaryota; Metazoa; Chordata; Actinopteri; Clupeiformes; Clupeidae. Gene Ontology annotation, molecular function: ferric iron binding; ferrous iron binding; acid phosphatase activity. Gene Ontology annotation, biological process: bone resorption. The transcript is spliced from 6 exons. The record is from RefSeq and is a predicted model, not a curated record.